Molecule: messenger RNA, 1139 nt
Organism: Ceratotherium simum simum (southern white rhinoceros)
Lineage: Eukaryota; Metazoa; Chordata; Mammalia; Perissodactyla; Rhinocerotidae
Gene: PECR
Product: peroxisomal trans-2-enoyl-CoA reductase
Biological process (GO): phytol metabolic process
Cellular component (GO): peroxisome
Molecular function (GO): trans-2-enoyl-CoA reductase (NADPH) activity
Source: RefSeq, a predicted model, not a curated record
UGCGACCACUCAGACGCUCCGCGGCCAUGGAGGCGUGGGUCAAGGGCAAGAGAUUCCUAGCGGCCUGCUUGCUGCAGGAUCAAGUGGCCAUCGUCACCGGCGGGGGCACGGGCAUCGGAAGGGCCAUCGUGGCCGACCUCCUGCAGCUGGGGUGUAAUGUGGUCAUCGCAUCUCGUAACUUUGAUAGAUUAAAAUCUGCUGCAACUCAACUGAAGGCCAUCCUGCCUCCCACCAGCAAUGCUCAGGUCACUCCCAUAAAAUGCAACAUCCGUAGAGAAGAGGAGGUGAAUAAUUUGGUCAAAUCCACCUUAGAUAUUUAUGGUAAGAUCAAUUUCUUGGUAAACAACGGAGGAGGCCAGUUCAUAGCUCCUGCUGAACACAUCAGUGCUAAGGGAUGGCACGCUGUGAUCGAAACCAACCUGACGGGCACCUUCUACAUGUGCAAAGCAGUUUACAAAUCCUGGAUGAAAGAGCAUGGAGGAUCUAUUGUCAAUAUCAUUUUCCUUACUAAAAAUGGAUAUCCAGGAUGUUCGCAUAGUGGAGCUGCCAGAGAAGGUGUUUACAACCUCUCCAAAACCUUAGCUUUGGAAUGGGCCACAAGUGGAGUAAGAAUCAACUGUGUUGCUCCUGGAGCCAUUUAUUCCCAGACUGCUUUUGACAACUAUGGCCCUUUGUCAAAGGAGAUGUUUGGAGGAUUCUUUCAGAAAAUCCCAGCUAAAAGACUUGGGGUUCCUGAGGAGGUCUCCGCCUUGGUGUGCUUCCUGCUGUCUCCCGCAGCUUCCUUCAUCACCGGACAGUUGGUGGAGGUGGAUGGGGGCCAGUCUCUGUACACUCACAUAGAGGAGAUACCAGAUCACGACAACUGGCCUGAAGGAGUAGGGGACCUGUCUGUUGUCAAAAAGAUUAAGGAGACUUUUAAGCAGAAAGCCAAGCUCUAAGCCAAGGAAACACGGAGGUGUCUUUCGUGCCCAAAUGCCUUAAGAUUUCAAAAAUGCACUUCUGUACUUUAUAGGAGCUUAUAGUUUGCAUGGAAAAAUCACUUUCCGCUUUUUUAGUGUUAUCAAAUUAUGUCUAUGCAAAAACGAUUCCUGAAAGAAAUGAAUUUUUAAGGCACAACCCGUGUCCUUUGGCCUGUGAUU